This is a messenger RNA of Malassezia pachydermatis, 924 nucleotides long. RefSeq names its product serine threonine specific protein phosphatase. Gene Ontology annotation, biological process: double-strand break repair via homologous recombination; peptidyl-serine dephosphorylation. The transcript has 5 exons. The record is from RefSeq and is a predicted model, not a curated record. Gene Ontology annotation, cellular component: nucleus; cytoplasm. Lineage: Eukaryota; Fungi; Basidiomycota; Malasseziomycetes; Malasseziales; Malasseziaceae. Gene Ontology annotation, molecular function: protein serine/threonine phosphatase activity. Bases 1 to 924 code for a protein of 307 amino acids.
AUGCCCAACCUAACUAAUUCUGGCAGGCAAAUUGCGCGAUUGAAAAAAUGUCAAACUCUCACCGAAGAAGAAGUGAAACAUAUAUGUGAAAAAGCCCGUGAAGUCCUUGUCGAAGAGGGGAAUAUCCAAAAGGUUGAUGCACCUGUUACUAUCUGCGGUGAUAUUCAUGGACAGUUCCACGACCUCAUUGAGCUUUUCCGUGUAGGAGGCGAAUGCCCUGAUACCAGCUACUUGUUCUUAGGUGAUUUCGUUGAUCGUGGACUGUACUCUGUCGAAACAUUUCUGCUUCUUCUGGCGCUCAAAGUGCGGUAUCCUGAUAGGAUCACUCUCAUACGCGGUAACCACGAAUCGAGGCAGAUCACCCAAGUCUAUGGAUUCUAUGAUGAAUGUUCUCGGAAAUACGGUAGUGUCAAUGUGUGGCGUUACUGUUGCGAUGUAUUCGAUUACCUUGCCUUGGGCGCUAUUGUUGACAACCGCGUAUUCUGUAUCCAUGGUGGGCUGAGUCCCAGUAUAGUCACAGUGGACCAAAUCCGCUCGAUUGAUCGAAAGCAGGAAGUCCCGCAAGAUGGAGCGAUGUGUGAUCUACUUUGGUCGGAUCCUGAUGAAAUCACCGGUUGGGGUGUAUCACCGCGUGGUGCUGGGUUCCUAUUCGGAGGCGAUGUGGUCAAAAGCUUUGUGCACACCAAUGGUUUAGACUUUAUUGCGCGUGCACAUCAGCUUAUCUUGGAGGGUUAUAAGCAAAUGUUUGACUCGACUAUUGUAACAGUAUGGAGUGCCCCUAAUUAUUGCUACCGUUGCGGCAACGUCGCAAGCAUAUUGCAACUAGACGACGCACUAAAUCAAAAGUAUAAGACAUUUGAUUCACCACCGCAGGCUGUACAUGGCUUGCCUGCCAAACGUCCUCCCCCAGAUUACUUUUUGUAA